Messenger RNA from Gracilinanus agilis (Agile Gracile Mouse Opossum), 3580 nucleotides. RefSeq names its product upstream binding transcription factor (gene UBTF). The record is from RefSeq and is a predicted model, not a curated record. The transcript is spliced from 21 exons. Bases 486 to 2777 code for a protein of 763 amino acids. NCBI's taxonomy places the organism in Eukaryota, Metazoa, Chordata, Mammalia, Didelphimorphia, Didelphidae.
AAGAAGCAAGAGGGAGUAGAAGCCAGGGAGAGAAGGGAGGGAGGGGUGGUGUGAGGGAAAAGAGAAGCAGGUUCCCUAAUAAAUCCACCUCCGUCUCUCUUUCCUUCCCCCCCCACCCCUCCCCUCUUCUCCAGCCCAGGGUAGGGAAGAGAGGAGCCGGAGAGAGCAGAUGGAGGAGUGGAGUCCGCUGUAGGGCUGUGGAGCUUGGCUAGAGGAUGGAGGAGCCGCCAAGCGCCCGGCUGAUUGGAAGAAAAAAGCAGAGCGAUGGAGGCGGGGGUAGGAGGACGAUUUCUCUGCGGGGACUGGCGGCGGAGUCCACGCCCGGGUCGGGCGCUGCAGAGCUUGGCUAGCUUUCAACCAACGCUCCCCGGCACCAGCCCCACUCGCCCCCCACCCCCGGCCCUCCCGGCGGCUCCGCAGGGUGAAACGCCUUUCACUCCCGGGCUGGCUCAACAGGACAGAGGUGGAAGCUGGACAGGUGGACAAUGAACGGAGAAGCUGACUGCCCCACCGACCUGGAGAUGGCCGUACCCAAAGGCCAAGACCGCUGGUCCCAGGAAGAUAUGCUGACCUUGUUGGAAUGCAUGAAGAACAACCUACCUUCUAAUGACAGCUCCAAGUUCAAAACCACAGAGUCCCACAUGGACUGGGAGAAAGUUGCCUUUAAGGACUUCUCUGGGGAUAUGUGCAAACUCAAAUGGGUGGAGAUCUCCAAUGAGGUGAGGAAAUUCCGUACAUUGACAGAACUAAUUCUAGAUGCUCAGGAGCACGUCAAGAAUCCUUACAAAGGCAAAAAACUCAAGAAACAUCCAGACUUCCCCAAGAAGCCCCUGACCCCUUAUUUCCGCUUCUUUAUGGAGAAGCGGGCUAAGUAUGCAAAACUUCACCCAGAGAUGAGCAACCUGGAUCUGACAAAAAUCUUGUCUAAGAAGUACAAGGAGCUUCCUGAGAAGAAGAAGAUGAAGUACAUUCAGGAUUUCCAGAGAGAGAAACAGGAGUUUGAACGGAACCUGGCUCGGUUCAGGGAGGAUCACCCUGACCUAAUCCAGAAUGCCAAGAAGUCGGACGUGCCCGAGAAACCCAAAACCCCUCAGCAGCUGUGGUACACCCAUGAGAAGAAGGUUUAUCUGAAAGUUCGCCCUGAUGCCACUACGAAGGAGGUGAAGGACUCCCUGGGGAAGCAGUGGUCUCAGCUCUCGGACAAAAAGAGGCUGAAAUGGAUUCAUAAGGCCCUGGAGCAGCGGAAGGAGUAUGAGGAGAUCAUGAGAGACUACAUCCAGAAGCACCCGGAGCUCAACAUCAGUGAGGAAGGCAUCACCAAGUCCACCCUCACAAAGGCCGAGCGGCAGCUCAAGGACAAGUUCGAUGGACGACCCACCAAGCCGCCUCCGAAUAGUUACUCCCUCUACUGUGCGGAGCUCAUGGCCAACAUGAAGGACGUCCCAAGUACAGAAAGAAUGGUGCUUUGUAGUCAGCAGUGGAAGCUUCUUUCCCAGAAAGAAAAAGAUGCCUACCACAAGAAGUGUGACCAGAAAAAGAAAGAUUAUGAGAUUGAACUCCUGCGCUUUCUGGAGAGCCUGCCUGAGGAAGAACAGCAGCGUGUCCUGGGAGAGGAGAAGAUGUUGGGCAUCAAUAGGAAGCGAGCCACCAGCCCUGCCUCAAAGAAACCUUCUCCAGAUGGUAGCAAGGGUGGAUCCGAGAAGCCCAAGCGGCCCGUCUCCGCCAUGUUCAUCUUCUCAGAGGAAAAGCGACGCCAGCUGCAGGAGGAGCGGCCUGAGCUGUCAGAGAGCGAGCUGACCCGGCUCUUGGCACGCAUGUGGAAUGACCUGUCCGAGAAGAAGAAGGCCAAGUAUAAGGCGAGGGAGGCGGCCCUGAAGGCACAGUCCGAGAGGAAGCCGGGCACGGAGAGGGAGGAGCGGGGAAAGCUGCCCGAGUCGCCCAAGACUGCAGAGGAGAUCUGGCAGCAGAGCGUCAUCGGAGACUACCUGGCACGUUUCAAGAAUGACCGGGUGAAAGCCCUGAAGGCUAUGGAGGUAACCUGGAACAACAUGGAAAAGAAGGAAAAGCUGAUGUGGAUUAAGAAGGCAGCUGAGGACCAGAAGAGAUAUGAGAGAGAACUGAGUGAGAUGCGGGCUCCCCCAGCAGCUGCCAAUUCCUCCAAGAAGAUGAAGUUCCAGGGGGAGCCCAAAAAGCCCCCCAUGAAUGGUUACCAGAAGUUCUCCCAGGAACUGCUGUCCAAUGGGGAGCUGAACCACCUGCCCCUGAAAGAGAGAAUGGUGGAGAUUGGCAGCCGGUGGCAACGGAUUUCCCAGGGCCAGAAGGAACAUUACAAGAAACUGGCAGAGGAGCAACAAAAGCAAUACAAGGUGCACUUGGACCUCUGGGUCAAGAGUCUGUCCCCCCAGGACCGCGCUGCUUACAAAGAAUACAUUUCUAAUAAACGCAAGAGCAUGACCAAGCUUCGAGGCCCAAACCCCAAGUCUAAGCCCACCAUGCAGUCCAAGUCGGAGUCCGAGGACGACGACGAUGACGACGAGGAAGAGGAAGAGGACGAAGAGGAUGAUGAUGAUGAUGAAAAUGGGGACUCCUCCGAUGAGGGGGGCGACUCUUCCGAGUCUAGCAGUGAGGAUGAGAGCGAGGAUGGGGAUGAGAAUGAUGAUGAUGAAGAGGAUGACGAUGAAGAUGAGGACGAGGAUGAAGAUGAAGACAAUGAGUCAGAGGGGAGCAGCUCCAGCUCAUCCUCCUCGGGGGACUCUUCUGACUCCGACUCCAACUGAGCCCUGGGGGGAGGCCAGGCCUGCCUCUGUACCCCCAGGGGACUAGGAAAGCCUUUGGAGGGGCUGGGAGGGGGGCCCUGUGGGGUAGGAAGGGGUUGAAGGGAGAGUCCCCUCUGUGACUCCUUUUUUUUUUUUCACCCCCUCUAGUUCUGCUCCCACCCAACCCCAUUUUUUUUUUUAAAGCAAAAUGCAUGGGGGGGGUGAGGGUGGGGGGAGCCCAGGCUAGGACUCUGCAACCUUAGAGAGAUAUUAGUCCUGGGGGAGCCUCCGGGGGAAUGACCAUCAGACUGAGCCAGUGUCUACCCUUCCUUCCUCCUCAACCCUACUCCCAGGAUCUCUUCACAGUCCCCCUUUGUCCCCCCCCCCCCUCCAGCUGCCCACCCUGGACCAUGGGUCUCACUGCACUUACAGCUCCUAGCAUGGACAUUGGAAUGGGGCUGGAGGGAAGGAGGGGUGCACAGGGGUUGGAAUGGGUUUUCAGGGGGGUGGAGAGGCUUUGAAGGGUGGAGUGUGGCCCUUCUCCCCACUUUCUCCAUUUGGGGGAGGGAGUUCUGAAGCUGUGCCCUACGCUCAUUCUCCCGCCCCCUGUGUGACUGGUUGCCUUGACCACUGCGUUGGAACUGGGGGUAUGGGGACAUUUGCAGGGGGUCCUUUAAGAAGAUGGGGGUGGUCCUGAGUCCUCCUGCCCUGGCUAACCCUUGCAGGAAGGAGCUCCCCCUGCCCCUCAGGGCAGCAGUCUUUUUUAUAUAUGUGUAUAUAAUUUUUUUUAAGCUCUGAGCUGUCAACGAGAUGUUUCCUACCGA